Psilocybe cubensis is the source of this 945-nucleotide messenger RNA. RefSeq lists its product as uncharacterized. The record is from RefSeq and is a predicted model, not a curated record. Bases 1 to 945 code for a protein of 314 amino acids. Lineage: Eukaryota; Fungi; Basidiomycota; Agaricomycetes; Agaricales; Agrocybaceae. The transcript is spliced from 2 exons.
AUGAAUACCGACACUGAUGAAGCUUCGAAAAUCCAUGAUUACGAUUGGGACACCGCCGACCUCAUCUCCAACUUGCGAUACAGCUAUGGAUUCGUAGCCUUUGUAGUCCCGAAGAAGGAGGAUAAGACACCGGAAGGCUGGAAACACGCCUGUCAACACUUUGGGUUUAGGAAGGAUGGGGCAGAACAGUUUGUCUCAAACACGGAUCGUCAACUCAUCUGUCAGUUUCAUGACGGUUUGAUGGGGUCAACUGACCGUCCGCUCCCUCAAGACAUUCACGAUCUCCACCCGCAAAAUUACCUAUCCCUUCAAGUUUUAGGGAAUCUCAGCCUCAUCCAUCGGCCCAUCCCAAAUCUAUUUGUUUUCGCUCAUCACGACAUAUGUGCACCUCAGGAAGAGUCCGACAGAAUGUCUGCUGAUUGGAGUAUUGGAGUCGAAACCCCAGAGGCUGCUUUAUAUGUCUUACGAGUCUUCCAGUCCCAUCCUGGGCAUACAGUUGUCAGUGUGGCACACAGACUUUUGUCCAAAGGAGUGCAGUUUCGAACUCUUGUCGGGCGUAAAAAUGUGGUUCAGGUGCAUCAACCCUACAAGGAAGUUACCUUUUACCGCAAAGUCAGUUACAAGUUUACCAACGACGACUAUGAGUCCUCGAUGCUAGCCUGUUGGCAGAUACUGGACCAACAACGCGGUCGUGCAGCGCUACUCAUGGGUGGAAUAGUAGGACGAAUCGCCAAAGAGUAUCUGAGCACAGAGUCUGUUCUCCAGGGCCCAUCAGUGGAAUUGCUGAGAAAUGGAGGCGGAUAUGUCGCUAAUCUAGAGGCCAAAUUGCUGGCUUACUGCGAUGACGGGCUUACAGAACACGAUAUUGCGAUUAUUAUCGGGUCGUAUUCUCUCAUGACGGGUCGGAGUCAAGUCUUGGUUUCCUCCCCCGGCGGUAUGGAAUGA